Saccostrea cuccullata (small rock oyster) is the source of this 1316-nucleotide messenger RNA. RefSeq lists its product as uncharacterized. The record is from RefSeq and is a predicted model, not a curated record. Bases 74 to 1306 code for a protein of 410 amino acids. The transcript has 4 exons. NCBI's taxonomy places the organism in Eukaryota, Metazoa, Mollusca, Bivalvia, Ostreida, Ostreidae.
CUGAAAUCUCAUUUUGACAUUCCAAAGUCUGUCAACAAAGUUAUUUGUAGGUCAAUCGGAAUCUUAAAGGCUUAUGGCGUUAAGCAAAGCUUUAUUUUCAAGUGACAGAACAAGAUUUGUACGACUUGCAUUAGUAAUAGUUGAAGAACUGACGCCAGUUUUACGAGAUGUGAUUGAAAAUGAAAUCUCUUCCAACGUUAUAUACAAUCUGGUAAAAUCGAAUAAAACAUUACUUAAGAAACUUCGAAACGAUCAGCUUUUAAUCAUCCAAAAUGCCUCCAAUGAUGGAUACAGGGACUUUGACAUUAAUCUACUUUAUACAUUAAUACGCAACCUUUGCCCAAGUAUCCCACCCCCCACACAAGGAUGGGGGAUCUCAGAAUUACCAACGCAAGGAGAAACAAGCGUUGGAGAUGACAUAGAACGUAUUCGCUUAAUAAAAAACAAUCUAUACAGCCAUGCCUCUUCAACAUGUAUUUCCGAAACAGAGUUCACUGAUUGUUUGACAGUCAUUAGUAAUGUGUGUCAAAGAAUGGGGAGCCUCCUACAUAAAAAUUACGUUCAGAGUCUCCAAAAAUCUCAGCAUCGACCACUUGAUGAGGAAUUAGAGAAGAAGUGGAUGGAAAAAAUAAAAGAAUCAUGUGAAAGAGAAAAGGAUAUAUUGGAAGUAAUUGCAACAAUGGCGGGCUCAGUAGAAAGAUUAGAAAAAGGAUUGUUUUCUGCCACUGCAACAGUAGAUGCUACAUUGACAGACCCAGCAAAGAAUGAAGUAGCCGUGCUUUUUCUAAACACAACAAGUGACCUUCUGAAUCAUAUCGUAGACUGUAUCGACGAGCAUAUCACAGAAUAUGAGCUUAGAGAACUUUAUGACACAAUAGAGGAGUUUCUCAAGGACGAAUCAAAAGAAAUAACACUAUCUUUACUCAAACCAUUCCUCGAAAAACUGUCAUCAAAAAUAAAAACCUAUGCCAACACACAUUUACGAAAGUUUAAUAUUUUGCUCAAAUUUACAAAAUUCAUACUUGAUUUAAAUAGAAAGUACGGUGCUGAAAUAGGAAGCAGGAUUGGCAGUCUACUAUUAAAGCUGACAUUUCGCUCAGAAAAAGGACUUGAAAUUUAUAACAAGGACUUAGAGGGAGGAGAUAUUGGAAAAAUGAUCCUUGAUUUACUUCUAUAUCCUCCAUACCUUGCGUGUUUUGAUUUGCAGACCGAAAAUUUGAUUAUAUUACUUAAUAAUCAAAUAAUCUAUCAUAAUACUGAUAAAGAACAGUUUGGUGGCCGUCUUACAAACAAAGCGGACGGGUAAAUAUGUGAAU